AUGGACCGCAUCAAGGAGAAAAUGAACCAGCUUCGCCUGGAGGCGGACGAAUCGCUGGCCAAGAACGAGGAGCUCCAGGCCAAGCUCAAGACGCUCGAGCAAGAGGGUCUUUCCAAGGAGCAGGAGAUCACCUCGUUGUCGCACAAAAACGGCCUGCUCGAAACGGAGGUGCAGAAGCUCGAGACCGCUAUCGCCGACUACAAGAAGGCCGCCGAUGAGGGCCUCCAGCAUGGCACACAGAACGAGACCCUGACCCGGAGACUGCAACUUCUCGAGGAGGAGGCAGAGAACGCUGACAAGACGCUCCGCGAGGCAAACGAGAAGCUGCGGCAGACUGACGUCAAGGCCGGCCACUUCGAGCGAAAAGUCCAGGCACUCGAGGCCGAGCGCGACCAAUGGGAGGCCAAGUACGAGGAGAUGGCCAAGAAGUACGCCACCGUCCAGAAGGAGCUGGAGGAGUUCCAGGUCGAGAUGGGCAACAUUUGA
Messenger RNA from Grosmannia clavigera kw1407, 486 nucleotides. Its product is annotated as actin lateral-binding protein. Bases 1 to 486 code for a protein of 161 amino acids. The transcript has 3 exons. NCBI's taxonomy places the organism in Eukaryota, Fungi, Ascomycota, Sordariomycetes, Ophiostomatales, Ophiostomataceae. The record is from RefSeq and is a predicted model, not a curated record.